AUUUUCACAACGGCGGAAUACGCCUACAGCACUAUUUACUGUAAACAUUUUACAGCACUGUUACGUAGAUAAAUAUAUUUUAUUUAUUUUGGUAGAAAAUAAAGCGUACUCCUAAAAAUGUCCGAGCGAAAGGUCUUAAACAAAUACUAUCCCCCGGACUUCGAUCCAUCGAAGAUUCCGCGCAUGAAACUGGCCAAGAACCGCCAGUACACCGUGAGAUUGAUGGCUCCAUUUAAUAUGCGCUGCAAGACCUGUGGGGAAUACAUCUACAAAGGCAAGAAGUUCAACGCUCGCAAGGAGGACGUGGAGAACGAAACCUACCUGGGCAUUAGGAUCUAUCGGUUCUACAUCAAGUGCACGCGAUGCCUGCAGGAGAUCUCCUUCAAGACAGAUCCGCAGAACACGGAUUACGAGAUUGAGGCGGGUGCCACCAGGAAUUUCAUGGCCCUCAAGUUGGCCGAGGAGCAGGCACGUCGCGAGGAGCAGGAACUGCGCGAGGAGGAGGCCAACAAUCCCAUGAAGCUGCUGGAGAACCGCACCCAACAGUCGCGCAACGAGAUCGAAAUGAUCGAGAGUCUGGAGGAGUUGCGCGAUCUCAACCGGCGCCAGCAGACAGUGGACUACAAUACGCUGCUGCAGCAGUACAACACGGUGGAGACGGAGAGAGAGCGCCAGGAGCGGGAGGAGCGCGAAGACGAGGAUUUCAUUAAGUCUGUAAACUUUAGGAACAAACCAGAAGGAAGCUCCCGUGUUGUGGCCGAGGAAAUCAUUGAGGAGGUCAAGGAGGAACCGUUGGAUCCACUGCCAGCUCCACCACCAGCCAAACAGGCCAAGCCCAGCACGCUAAGUGUUUCAGCCACAUCAUCCAGCAAAGCAUCUGCCGCACAGUCCCUGGUCAAAAGAAAGGCUCCGUUGGUACUGGUUAAACCCAAGACAACUCCAGUAGCAAAGCCAGUUGAACCACAGUCCAAGGAAGUCAAUGGAACGACGCAAGGCGAAUCUAAACCAGCAACAACGAUGACCUCAGUGGCAUCCGCACCACCGGAAACUAAAGCUGCAAAUCAGCCAGCUGUCGCUCCAGCUGGACUUUCCCUCUUGGCUGCCUACAGUGACAGCUCAGAGGAUUCCAACUGACCAAGCAUUUACCUGACACAUCUAACAACUCAAGAAACAUUAAAGAAAGUUACAAUAAUACAAA
Messenger RNA from Drosophila santomea, 1198 nucleotides. RefSeq names its product splicing factor YJU2. Gene Ontology annotation, biological process: mRNA splicing, via spliceosome. Gene Ontology annotation, cellular component: U2-type catalytic step 1 spliceosome. Bases 118 to 1134 code for a protein of 338 amino acids. NCBI's taxonomy places the organism in Eukaryota, Metazoa, Arthropoda, Insecta, Diptera, Drosophilidae. The record is from RefSeq and is a predicted model, not a curated record. The transcript is spliced from 3 exons.